CUUUUUGUCUCCCGGUCCUGCAGUCUCCACGCCAUCCGCUGUGUGAGGAAUGACGGUGGCUCCAUGAGAGAACUUCCUCGCAUCUUUCGCUCGCUCUGCAGCCCUGAUUGCAUGCUGCUCCUGGACAGUGAUGAGCCGUUCAGCUGCGCUGGGAUUUCUACCGUGAAGAAAGGAGAGGUGGAAUAUGAGUUGUAGACAUCCUCUCGAGCUUCUUGUGCGUUGUUUUUCCUGCAUCUGUAUAUAAACCUGCUAGUAUUGAGCACGCACGCUCUUACACCUACAUUGGUGUUCCUGUGACUGUGCCACAGGACCGGUGUUUCUCGCCGUCAUGGCUUCCGUUUGGAAAAGACUGCAGCGUGUUGGGAAACAUGCAUCCAAGUUCCAGUUUGUGGCCUCUUACCAGGAGUUGAUGGUGGAGUGCACCAAAAAAUGGCAGCCAGAUAAGCUAGUGGUGGUUUGGACAAGAAGAAGCCGAAGAAAAUCCUCUAAGGCUCAUAGCUGGCAGCCUGGAAUCAAAAACCCAUACCGUGGGGUGGUGGUAUGGCCUGUUCCUGAAAACGUUGAGAUUACUGUGACACUUUUUAAGGAUCCUCAUGCUGAAGAGUUUGAAGACAAAGAAUGGACGUUUGUCAUAGAGAACGAAUCUCCUUCUGGCCGCAGAAAAGCGCUCGCCACCAGCAGCAUCAACAUGAAGCAAUACGCAAGCCCCAUGCCUACACAGACAGAUGUCAAGUUAAAAUUCAAGCCUUUGUCCAAGAAAGUGGUAUCUGCCACGUUACAGUUCUCUUUAUCCUGUAUUUUUCUGAGGGAAGGGAAAGCCACGGAUGAAGACAUGCAAAGCCUGGCUAGUUUGAUGAGUAUGAAGCAAGCUGAUAUUGGAAAUCUGGAUGAUUUUGAGGAAGACAAUGAGGAAGAUGAAGAAAACCGAGUGAAUCAAGAGGAAAAGGCUGCAAAAAUUACAGAAAUUGUAAACCAGCUGAAUGCUCUGAGCAGCUUAGAUGAAGAUCAAGAUGACUGCAUAAAGCAAGCAAAUAUGCCUUCAGCUAAAUCAGCCAGUUCCUCUGAAGAGCUUAUCAAUAAGCUUAAUUUCCUGGACAAAGAGGAACAAGACCUGGCUGACUCUAGUAUGAACCCUUUUGGUGAUCCUGAUGCAGCCGAAUUAAAUCCAUUUGGAGAUCCUGAUGUAGAAGAACUGGACAGUGAGAUCGCAUCAUCUUCAAAGGCAGAAGAAGGUUUCUAUGUUGACAGUUACAAUCCUUUCAAGGACGAAGAUGCCCCGGAGUACUUGAACCCAUUUGAUGAACCAGAUCCUGACCCCGAAACAUUUGUAACCAUAAGAGAUUCUCCUCCUCAGCCUGCAAAAAGGAAGAACGUCAGACCAGUAGAUAUGAGCAAAUACCUCUAUGCAGAUACCUCCAAAGCUGAAGAGGAAGAACUAGAUGAAUCAAAUCCAUUUUAUGAACCAAAAUCAAGCCCUGCUUUAAUUAAAGUUGGUCCAUUGCAAGAACCAGAAAAGAAGAUGAAAAGAAGGGCGCCUGAACCACCAAACCUCUUGCCAAAGACAGAGACAAACAUGAGUGAGAAUGUGUCAGCUAUUCCUGCAUCGAGAGAGCUUUCUUCUUCUCCAAAGCCAAGCCCAAUACCAAGUCCUGUCCUGGGGAGGAAGCCAAAUGCGAGUCAGUCCCUGCUUGUGUGGUGCAAAGAAGUUACAAAAAACUAUAGGGGAGUGAAAAUCACCAACUUUACAACAUCGUGGAGAAAUGGGCUUUCCUUCUGUGCAAUACUGCAUCACUUUAGACCAGAUCUCAUUGACUACAAGUCCCUGAAUCCUCAAGAUAUUAAAGAGAACAACAAAAAGGCGUACGAUGGGUUUGCCAGCUUAGGAAUAUCACGACUGCUGGAGCCUUCUGACAUGGUUCUGUUGGCAAUCCCCGACAAGCUGACCGUUAUGACCUAUCUCUAUCAAAUACGGGCGCAUUUCUGCGGCCAGGAGUUGAAUGUGGUUCAAAUAGAGGAGAACAGCAGUAAAAGCACAUAUAAAGUGGGUAACUACGAAACAGACACCAACAGCUCCGUGGACCAGGAGAAGUUCUACGCAGAACUGAGCGACCUGAAGCGGCAGCCUGAGCUGCAGGCGCCGGACGGCGGCCUGGCGGACUUUGCCUCUCAGGAUGACUCUGUGUUUGUGAACGACAGCGGGGUCGGGGAAUCCGAAAGCGAGCAUCAGACACCUGAUGACCACUUAAGCCCAAGCACAGCUUCCCCUUCCUCUCGCAGGACUCGAAGUGACACAGACCCGCAAAAGUCCCAGCAGAGCUCUGGAAGGACUUCUGCCUCUGAAGAAGUUGGGAAGUGCAGCAGUACGGAUACAGCACAAGCGCAGCCCGUGGUGGGAAGGAAGAAAUUGCUGAAAGCUGACACUUUAGACUUAAGUGACUUGGCACAUGUCAGUGAUCAAAAAGAGGAUGUAUCUCCCACAAUUGCUUGUGAAGAUAACGACAAAAAAAGACACCAGAGUUCAGACAACACCGUUGGCUUCUCAGAGCAGAAAAGGCUGGGACAUAUGGGAUCCCCAGAGAGUGUGAGAGAAGAUCCUGGAUCACGUGGCAUGAAGCAGAGUUUAUCUCCUACUUCUAACCUUGGAUACUUUUAUAAGGAUAUGGAUCUUGCAAAGAAAACGUGUACUUCUCCAAGGCAAGCUGAAUCUGAUUCUGACAGCGAUGCCAGAAUGACUUCAAAUCAUGCAGAUCCAGCUGCAAAGGCAGCCCAGCAACGAAUGUUGUCAAGACAGGAAGAACUUAAAGAACGAGCAAGAGUUCUGCUUGAGCAAGCAAGAAGAGAUGCAGCUUUAAAGGCAGGGAAUAAGCAGCUAACCAAUACGAUCAUCCCAGCCCGCAGUAAGCAGCUGAAUGAUCAGCAAGAUGAAGAGCGGCGUCGGCAGCUGAGAGAGCGAGCUCGUCAGCUAAUAGCAGAAGCUCGAUCUGGAGUGAAGAUGUCAGAACUUCCUAGCUACACUGAAAUGGCUGCAGAAAAGUUGAAAGAAAGGUCAAAGGCAUCUGGAGAUGAGGAUGAGGAUGAUGAUAAUAUUGAGAUAGAUACUAACGAGGAGGUUCCUGAAUGCUCUGUUACUGGAGGUGGAGAUGAGCUUACUAACCUAGAAAAUGACCUUGAUUCAACGGCAGAACAAAACAGUAAGUUGGUGGAUUUGAAGCUGAAGAAGACCCUAGAAACUCAGCCACAGGUGGCAAAUUCACUCUCCAGCGCUGCUCAGAAAGCUGUAACUGAUAGCUCCGAGCAAGAUGUUAAACAGAAUGGAACAGAGGAGCAUCGUGCUGAGCGAUUACAAAAAUCAGCAGAACGUUUUAGAAAUCCUGUUGUGUUCAGCAAGGACUCCACCGUCAGAAAAACUCAGCUCCAGUCUUUCAGUCAGUAUGUGGAGAGCAGACCAGAGAUGAAAAGGCAGAGAUCAAUACAGGAAGAUACAAAGAGAGGAAAUGAGGAGAAGGCUGCGAUAACUGAGACUCAGAGGAAGCCAUCAGAAGAUGAAGUGCUUAAUAAAGGGUUCAAAGACACCAGUCAGUAUGUUGUAGGAGAAUUGGCAGCACUAGAGAAUGAGCAAAAGCAAAUUGACACCCGUGCCGCGCUGGUGGAGAAGCGCCUUCGCUAUCUCAUGGACACAGGAAGAAACACGGAAGAAGAGGAAGCUAUGAUGCAGGAGUGGUUCAUGCUGGUUAACAAGAAGAACGCCUUGAUAAGACGGAUGAACCAGCUUUCCCUCCUGGAAAAAGAGCACGACCUGGAGCGGCGCUACGAGCUGCUGAACCGGGAGCUGCGCGCCAUGCUGGCUAUCGAAGGUAAGCAUUGGCUGUGCUGCUGGUAAUGGCACGCAGUGGGUGCACCAGGCGUUGGUGCCAUGUGCAAGGUUCAGUCAGGAAAAAUAAAAAUACGGGGCACAAAGUGUGGUAUCCUUGGCAUACGUGUAGGUGAAAGCACUAAAGAGGUGAAGGGUUGGUUUUGGAGCAGCGACGCGCUGCUUCUGGCCGCAGAGACCGGACGGGGCGACCUGCUGGAGGGAGCUCUGCCUUCUGCCCUGCGGGUGGGUCUCACACCAGCACCUUGCUGGGAAAAAGGGCCUCCUUUUCGUGGCAAAGCGGUGAUUUGCUAAGCAAAGACUUGGUUGGGGCGACACUGGGAUCAGGGCAGUCCCACACACCCAUUUUCUCCGUUCUCUGCACUCCCCGUGCUCAAGUCACCUCACCUGAAUGAGGCCCAGGGGCAGAUUGACACGCGGGAUCAGGGAAACAGCUCAAACUUUCCACAAGGCUUUGGAGUGAAUUGUACAAUAAUCCUAGGGAUGAUUCAUAAUAAAAAAUAAACAUCCAGAUAGCUUAA
This is a messenger RNA of Meleagris gallopavo (turkey), 4392 nucleotides long. Lineage: Eukaryota; Metazoa; Chordata; Aves; Galliformes; Phasianidae. The record is from RefSeq and is a predicted model, not a curated record.